AUUAAAUACAUUUUUUAAAUUUUUCAAAAUAAAGUAUAAAUAUAGAACACAUAAUCAUAUAAUGGAUAGUUUGAUUCCUUAUUCAUAUAAUUAUCACACUAAGCGUAGAAAAAUAAACACUGCCCUAUCUAAACUGUUAUCACAAGUUCAACAUGAGUUUGAAAAUCAAAAUGACUCAAGCUCAAAUGAUCACCAAUAUAGCUGCAUUUUAUCAGACAGUAUUGGUAACACACAUGCAACUAUUACAAGUGCAAAUUUUACAAGUCAUCAAUAAUUUUAUGCAUGAAUUUGUAACAUUUAAUAAAAGCAUCGAUCAUCUAUCCGACGUAAAAGCUCAGUUCCAUAUAAAUGCAAUAAGCACAGUAAAUAGUUGUUAUUCAGACAAAAAUGAAUGUUGUGCUCGUAUGUCAGGUACAACUGAUGACGAUAACAAUGAUAGUGAUAUAACUUUUUUUUCUGAAAGUAAUGACACUAAUUUAUCUAGUUUCAAUGAAAAUUUAGCAAAUUGGGCAAUUUCUUUUAAUAUUUCUCUAAGUGCAACUACACAUUUACUGCAGAUUUUGAAACCACUUGUUCCAAGUGUACCAAAAGAUGCCAGGACUUGCAGUUUUAAAAAAAUUUCAGAUAAUGUUUUUCCAAUUGCCAUAUUUUGCAGUAGCAGUAAGCCUAAUCCAUUAACUGCUUAUUUGAAAGAUUUUAUUGCAGAAUUGAAAUGUCUAGAAAAGUCCCCAUUUGAAGACAAUAAUGGUCAUAAAUAUAUCAUCAAACUAGAUGCUGUAAUUUGUGAUGUCCCUGCAAGAGCAUUUUUAAGCGAUGAUUCAUGUGAGCGAUAUAUUCAAAAAGGUGAAUGGUAUGGAAAAAUUCUUCAACCUGAUCUAUCAGCUCCACUUAGAACUGAUGAAAGUUUUCGCAUGCAAGCAGAUAAGAAGCAUCACAUUGAAAACAUGAUCUCUCCGUUUUUAGAAUUAUCAUUUGGAAUGGUUUCAUCUUUUCCACUCGAUUAUAUGCAUUUGGUAUGCUUAGGAGUAGAUAGAAGAAUGAUUAAUCAAUGGGUGCAUGGGAGUAAAAAGAAACAAUGUUUAUCCAAAACAUUGUUAACUACACUAUCUGAAAAACUUGUUUUAUUUAAGCAGCAUGUACCAAAAGAAUUUUCACGCAAACCUCGUUCAAUAUGGGAAUUUAAACGCUGGAAAGCUACUGAAUUACGCCAGUUUUUAUUAUAUACUGGUCCGGUAGUUUUGAAAGGUAUAUUGCCAAACGAUGUUUAUAUAAACUUUUCGGAUUUAUCUGUUGCUGUAUAUAUUCUUUUGAGUCCAUCGCUUUGUGCAAAUCAUCGUGAUUAUGUUAAAAAGUUGCUAACAUAUUUUGUUGCUACAUUUUGUAAAUUAUAUGGGAAAGAUCAGUGCGUUUAUAAUAUUCACUCUUUAAAUCAUUUGCCAGAUGAUGCUAAUCAUUACGGUGCUCUGGAUAAAGUCUCUUCUUUUCCAUAUGAAAGUUAUCUUGGAAGAUUGAAAAAACUUGUGCGGCGACCUCAGUUCUUGUGCUUUCAAAUUGUGAGAAGUAUUUUUGAAGGACAUUUGAAUCCAACUAAUCCAAUUUGUAAUGAAAAUAAAAGUGUUUUUAAAAAGCUUCACACUGAAGGUCCAGUUCCCAUAUCGUAUUGUCACUGUUUGCAGUUUAAGAAAUAUAAUAGUGCUAAGUUUUUUGCUUCAAUUAAUGAUUGUUUUAAAGUAAAUGGGAAAGUAGCGAGUGCAAUGAAGCUUAUAUUGUUUUUCAAAAGUAUGAAAUUUUACAACCAUUUUUUACAGAUCCAAUGAACUCUGACUUACUUUCAAUUUUUUUUGCAGAGAAGUUAUCCUGUUUUUAACUCAGUUUUUCCUAUUGCAGAUUUAGAUUGUAAAUAUUUACAGUUACCAUUUAAAAAUGGAUUUGUAAUUAUUAUUCCUCAAAUGCAUCUUUACUGAUUUUAUGGUAACUGUUUGUUUUUAUAAUUAUAUAUAUAUUUUUUGCAUGGCUCUUAUACAUGGUAUAAUAAAUAGUUGUUUUGUGAAGUACAUUAUUUUUCAAGUUAUCAGUAUUUAAAUUCGAAUUGUGUCAUUUCUCAUUUUAACUGACGAACCAAGUCUAUCAAAGUCAAUCCAACUCAUAAACAAACAUUAUUACUAAAAAAAAAAGUUAUUUUAGAUUCACUUUAGGAAGCUCGUCAGAAAGCAAUAUUGGCUGAAGACACUUCAAAUCUCGAAGUUGAAAAUAAUAUAAAGCGAAGAAGAAUAAAUAUUAUACAAGCUGAUGAAAGUGACAAAAGUAAAGUUGAAUCUGAUAGCAGCGAAGAGUUCAUUGAAAAG
This is a messenger RNA of Hydra vulgaris (swiftwater hydra), 2345 nucleotides long. RefSeq lists its product as uncharacterized. The record is from RefSeq and is a predicted model, not a curated record. NCBI's taxonomy places the organism in Eukaryota, Metazoa, Cnidaria, Hydrozoa, Anthoathecata, Hydridae.